AAUAACAAUAACAAUAACAAUAACAAUAACAAUAACAAUAACAAUAACAAUAACAAUAACAAUAACAAUAACAAUAACAAUAACAAUAACAAUAACAAUAACAAUAACAAUAACAAUAACAAUAACAAUAACAAUAACAAUAACAAUAACAAUAACAAUAACAAUAACAAUAACAAUAACAAUAACAAUAACAAUAACAAUAACAAUAACAAUAACAAUAACAAUAACAAUAACAAUAACAAUAACAAUAACAAUAACAAUAACAAUAACAAUAACAAUAACAAUAACAAUAACAAAAACAAAAACAAAAACAAUAACAAUAACAAUAACAAUAACAAUAACAAUAACAAUAACAAUAACAAUAACAAUAACAAUAACAAUAACAAUAACAAUAACAAUAACAAUAACAAUAACAAUAACAAUAACAAUAACAAUAACAAUAACAAUAACAAUAACAAUAACAAUAACAAUAACAAUAACAAUAACAAUAACAAUAACAAUAACAAUAACAAUAACAAUAACAAUAACAAUAACAAUAACAAUAACAAUAACAAUAACAAUAACAAUAACAAUAACAAUAACAAUAACAAUAACAAUAACAAUAACAAUAACAAUAACAAUAACAAUAACAAUAACAAUAACAAUAACAAUAACAAUAACAAUAACAAUAACAAUAACAAUAACAAUAACAAUAACAAUAACAAUAACAAUAACAAUAACAAUAACAAUAACAAUAACAAUAACAAUAACAAUAACAAUAACAAUAACAAUAACAAUAACAAUAACAAUAACAAUAACAAUAACAAUAACAAUAACAAUAACAAUAACAAUAACAAUAACAAUAACAAUAACAAUAACAAUAACAAUAACAAUAACAAUAACAAUAACAAUAACAAUAACAAUAACAAUAACAAUAACAAUAACAAUAACAAUAACAAUAACAAUAACAAUAACAAUAACAAUAACAAUAACAAUAACAAUAACAAUAACAAUAACAAUAACAAUAACAAUAACAAUAACAAUAACAAUAACAAUAACAAUAACAAUAACAAUAACAAUAACAAUAACAAUAACAAUAACAAUAACAAUAACAAUAACAAUAACAAUAACAAUAACAAUAACAAUAACAAUAACAAUAACAAUAACAAUAACAAUAACAAUAACAAUAACAAUAACAAUAACAAUAACAAUAACAAUAACAAUAACAAUAACAAUAACAAUAACAAUAACAAUAACAAUAACAAUAACAAUAACAAUAACAAUAACAAUAACAAUAACAAUAACAAUAACAAUAACAAU
Messenger RNA from Aedes albopictus (Asian tiger mosquito), 1299 nucleotides. RefSeq names its product GATA zinc finger domain-containing protein 14-like. Lineage: Eukaryota; Metazoa; Arthropoda; Insecta; Diptera; Culicidae. The annotation marks the transcript as partial. The transcript has a single exon. The record is from RefSeq and is a predicted model, not a curated record.